UGUGAGGUGAUUAAAGAGUAGUUUUGAUUGAUCUCUUAUCCAAGAGCUGAGAUGGGUUGGAAAGCAGCGCAGAAGCUUGUACAAAACUGGAAGGGUCUCAGAGGCGACAAUGUGAUGAUUAUUAGGGGCAAAGAUAAGGGUGAGACUGGAGUCGUCAAGCGUGUUGUCCGCACUCAGAAUCGUGUUAUUGUGGAAGGGAAGAAUCUGGUAAAGAAACAUAUCAAGCAAGGUCAAGGUCAUGAAGGUGGAAUUUUUACUGUUGAAGCUCCUCUUCAUGUUUCGAAUGUCCAAGUUGUCGAUCCUGUUACAGGGAAGCCUUGUAAGGUUGGAGUCAAAUACUUAGAAGAUGGUACAAAAGUAAGAGUGUCUCGAGGUAUAGGAGCUUCUGGCUCCAUUAUUCCUCGUCCGGAGAUCCUAAAGAUAAGGACCACCCCUAGACCCACAAUUGCCGGUGCGAAAGAUACACCAAUGGAACAAGUUCUGGAAAAAACUUAUGAUGCGAAGACUGGCAGGGGGAUGCCUAGCCUUUAGAGUGUUCAUUCAUUUCUUCAUCCCGAUGAAGAGCACAUAAAGAUUUUUGACGGAUAAGCCACACUGUGAUGAUUUUGGAGAACAGAAGAUCAAUCUCCAUUAGCUGUUGAAGUCAAUAAUUCAUAACUGUUGAAGAAGAGGUUUUCGUUUUUGGAUGCAACAAUGGUGGUAGGAUGACCUGCCGGGAUUAUAAAUGCUGUUUUUGGGCGAAGUUGUGCACUGAUCCUUUGGUAAUGUACGUCUUCUUGCUCUGUUUCUUCCUGUGCUUGCGUCCUC
Messenger RNA from Papaver somniferum (opium poppy), 807 nucleotides. RefSeq names its product 50S ribosomal protein L24-like. Gene Ontology annotation, molecular function: structural constituent of ribosome; RNA binding. The record is from RefSeq and is a predicted model, not a curated record. NCBI's taxonomy places the organism in Eukaryota, Viridiplantae, Streptophyta, Magnoliopsida, Ranunculales, Papaveraceae. The coding region runs from base 52 to 531 and encodes 159 amino acids. Gene Ontology annotation, cellular component: mitochondrion; ribosome. The transcript has 6 exons. Gene Ontology annotation, biological process: translation.